AUGAGUGUACACACAUUAGUGGAUCCAAAAUGCGCUGAGUCCAACCUUCGUAUCUUGCGGUACAUGUUCAGGAUUAAUGUCGCUGUUAUUGCAACAACAUUUAUCUGCUUACUCAAAUUCCAGCCCGAUAAGCUAAAGCCCUUCCUCUGGUCAAGUGGAGCUGCAAUCUUCUGCUAUGGUACACUCGAUAACAUGGGAAACCCAGGCUUUGUGACGGACGCGCAGGGGACCACUAGAUUGAUCAGAUCUGGAAAAGAUCUUCGAAUCAGCAAGACCCCAGCUUUGGGACCUUAUUACUUGACUAUUUAUUUGUCAUGGUUCAUUGAGACAGUUUUGGCUACUUUAGGAACAGUCAACGUUUGCUGGCUUUUCCUUAUUCCAACUGCAUAUUUAUUUGCUAGAAUUUACAUGUUUUACAGCGCUGAGCCAAAGCCUUCUGACAUUCCCAGCCACAAACUGUACUCCCAACAGCUCCAAGACGGACACGGGGCUCGCACCAGGGCAAUUAUCCGCUAG
Meyerozyma guilliermondii ATCC 6260 is the source of this 516-nucleotide messenger RNA. RefSeq lists its product as uncharacterized. The record is from RefSeq and is a predicted model, not a curated record. The coding region runs from base 1 to 516 and encodes 171 amino acids. The transcript has a single exon. NCBI's taxonomy places the organism in Eukaryota, Fungi, Ascomycota, Pichiomycetes, Serinales, Debaryomycetaceae.